This is a messenger RNA of Effrenium voratum, 2056 nucleotides long. Lineage: Eukaryota; Dinophyceae; Suessiales; Symbiodiniaceae. The record is from the annotation of a GenBank genome assembly.
UCUGCAGCUGUUUGCGGCUCAUUGAGUGCUCUUUGAGGUUUCAAGAUGAUGGGCACCCCUAAGCAGAAACUGCGUCCAUCACUCGGAGAGCCAUCUCGCGUCAGCCGGCUGCGUGCACAAUCUCCUGGUGCAUCUUCAGUUGGUUCUGCAGAAGAUGUUGGAACUUCACCAAGGAGGCGUGCUCUUUUUCAGGGUGGUGCAGGACGCAGCAGAGGAGUGAUCGUGUCCAGGCAUUCACGCGAUCCACGCCCAAUUGGAGAUCGAGGCUUUACAGCUCAAUGCGCCAAGAACGUCGUUGAGCUGUUGACCGCAAGAGGGUUCUCCAAGACGUUUUCACAUGAGAAGCUGCUCAAGGACCCUUCGACCAAAGAGUUCUACGACGUCUUUCGCUUCCUUGUUGCCCAGCUGGACCCACAACUGGAAGUGGAAGGUCGGAUGGAAGACGAGGUGCCAGCCAUCAUGCGACGAUUGAAGUAUCCAGUAGAGGUAAAUCGUUCAAAGCUUCAGGCUAUCAGCGGCCCAAACACAUGGCCGCAGCUCCUCGCAGUGCUGGAUUGGCUCACAGUUCUGGUUCGCAUCAGCGACGACUUGAUUGAGCCUCUCGCCGCAUGUCAGCUGGGCUUGUGUGAUAUGGGCGACCCUGACAGAGAUGCUGGCGAUAGCAGUGAUCACCACGUUCUUCGGUCCCUGCAUGAGAAUUACUUGAACUUCCUCAGUGGGAAAGAUGACUGCGGUGAUGAAGAGAGGCUUCGGAUGAUCUACACGCAGCGCAUUGAAGCCUUGCAAGCCGAAAUCGAGCGUCUGGAGAACCAGCAGGUGGACAUGCGAGCUCGGCUUGAGAACUUCAACUCUGAGCAUGAAAGACUGCUGGAGCUGCAAAAGAUGCCGGCACAGCUGGAAGUUGAAGGCGACAGGCUCCGCGCUAGCAUUCAGGCGCAUGACCACAAAGUCCAGACGAUUGAAGACGAAACUGCUUGCAAAGAGGCGGAAGAGCUCGAGCAGCAGAAAGAGCUCGAAGAGUUGCAGACAAAGCGCUCUGAUCUUGCAGAUCUGGUGGAGAGCCAGGCGUACUCCAAGCGAGACAUUGAGCGACUACAUGCAGAGCGUACCCACCUUCGUCAGCUAUUCAAGGAUUUGAAGGCUGAGAGCGAACGAGCGGACGAAGAAGUUUGGGAGCUGGGUAUGCAGGAGCAAAGCCGCGCAGAGGAGAUUGGUCGCCUGGUUCGACAGGUCAAUGACAUUACAGAGUACUUGGGCCAUGCUCUGGGAGAGGAGGCAGACGCCGUGGAUUUCCGCGUGCGCGUUGACCUCUCAGAGCCGGGUGAUGCUCUUGCGGCCCUUGCCUUCGACGAGCAGAAGAGCCGGGCGCAGAUCGCAUCGGCAUCUCACAGCGAGCGGCUUCAGCAAGAAGAGCAGAGACUUCAUGAAGUGCUUGAGGAACAGCGAGGCUUGCAGGCUGAGCUUGACGAGCAGGAGCGGGAGUGCCGCCACUCGAAAGCACGCCUUGAGCAGCUGACUCGGAUCUAUCAGGACUACCGCGAGUGGAGCGGUUUGCAGAUUGAGGAUGCCCAGAAGACUACCGAGGCAACUGAGGAUGCAGUGCAUGAGAUCUCCAUAGGUAGUGCAGCGCCUUCAUUGCGAGAUGCUGCCGAGGUGGACAAGCUGAAGUUGACCUUGGCUUCAUUGCAUACACAGGGCGCUCAUGAAAGGACAAAGCUUGAGGAGCAAAUCCACCAAGAUGAGAAGCGCUUGGAGGGGCAUCGGCAGUUGAUUCUGCACGAGUUGGAAAGCUAUGCCAAGGCAGCUGGCACACUUUCUGAUGAUGUCGAAGCAGCUCUGCAGGAGCCUCCAUUGCCCCACAUCAGUGAGCACCGCAGCAUGAUGAUGUCUUCCAGGUCCUUGGAGAAGGCCUCGCCCCUGGUGAAGGCAGGUCUUUGAGCCGAACGAGGACUCUCAUGCUCCAUGUAAAGAUAGGCAGUUUUUUGACCGCGUGAUGCCGGCUUGAAGGCCGGAGUUGCAACAAUUCCAUUGCAGUGUCCAACUUGUACGUUCGGGA